This is a messenger RNA of Caenorhabditis elegans, 535 nucleotides long. The record is from the annotation of a RefSeq genome assembly. NCBI's taxonomy places the organism in Eukaryota, Metazoa, Nematoda, Chromadorea, Rhabditida, Rhabditidae.
AUGCCCACUGUUCUUCAUGCCUACUUAUCAUGUCUACUCGUGUCUAUUUCUCAUCUGCGUUAUAAUUCACCUUUUAAAUAAUAUUGUAGAAACAAUUUUUUUGCAGCUUCUCUUCGAGCAGCAGACUUCACAAAAAUUCCAUCAACAGGAAAAACGUGAAAAUCUUCAACAUCGGAAUGUCUAAGCGAAGAAACAGAGUGUUCAGACCUGUCUUGAAAACAUUGUUGUCGAACAAAGUAAUGAUGAUGAAUAUGAAGAAAUGAUGAGGUAGAUGACGAUACUUCAGAUGGAGUAGUGCCGGAGAACAUCAGCGAGGAAAAUUUCGAAGAGAACUUGGAUAUCAAUGGGGACGAGAUGGAUGUCGGAACGGAAAACGAAGAUGUCGACUCGAAUUCGUGGAACAAGAGGAGGACGAGAUGAUUCGAACUGAAGGACCAUCCAAGGCCUCCGAACUUCCGAUUCGUGAGCAGAGCAAGAGAAAGGAGGCUGUUAGUGAUGCCGAUGAGUCCAAGCAAGAUGAAGACGAUUUUUAAGU